AUGUCGGCCAAGGACGAGCGGAAAACAGCUCUCAUUACCGGAUGUGCAUCUGGAGGCAUAGGCCACGCUCUCGCCCUCGCUCUUCAUGCGCGUGGGCUGCGUGUAUUUGCAACGGCUCGCUCGACGGAGCAGUUAACCACCUUGUCAGAGAAGGGUAUCGAGACUCUGCCAUUAGUGGUGGAUAAUGACGAAUCCAUCCUCGCCUGCCGCGCUUCGAUCGAGAAAUUGACUGCCGGUCGUGGUCUUGACUAUCUGAUAAACAACGCCGGUGUGUCGUAUAUCAUGCCAGCUCUCGAUAUCAAUAUUGAAGAUGCCAAAAAGAUCUUCGACGUCAAUCUAUUCGCCAUCAUGCGCCUUUGUCAAGUCUUCUUCUCACCUCUCCUCGUCCAAGCCAAGGGCACAAUCGUCAUGAUAGGCAGUGUGGCUGGUGUAGUUCCAUAUGUCUUUGGUGCGGGAUACAACGCUUCCAAGGCAGCCUUGCGCGCAUAUGCCGAUACUUUGCGAGUCGAAGUUGCUCCUUUCGGCGUCAAAGUCAUCACCGUUGUCACUGGCGGCGUCAAGUCCAGGAUCGCGGAUCAUAAAGCCCGAGUUUUACCGGAAAACAGCUGGUACGCUCCUGCGGAGGAAGGCUAUAUCCGACGCCAAACGCAUUCACAAGAAGGCGCCAUGCCAAAUGAAGCAUACGCCGAGAGUGUCGUCAGACAGAUCCUUCCAGGAGCUGGACCGUGGCCUUGGAGAUGGCUAUUGAGUGAUGCCAGGAAAAGGUGGAUUUGGGAGGGCCACAAGAGCUGGGUUGUCUAUUACUUAUUUGGUGGGUAUACGUGGAACGGUAUUUUCGAUUGGUAUUUUACCCGGCUGUUCCAGCUAUGGAAACUCAAGGGGAAGGGGAAGUCAACUUGA
Messenger RNA from Rhinocladiella mackenziei CBS 650.93, 900 nucleotides. RefSeq lists its product as uncharacterized. NCBI's taxonomy places the organism in Eukaryota, Fungi, Ascomycota, Eurotiomycetes, Chaetothyriales, Herpotrichiellaceae. The record is from RefSeq and is a predicted model, not a curated record. Gene Ontology annotation, cellular component: lipid droplet; endoplasmic reticulum. Gene Ontology annotation, molecular function: acylglycerone-phosphate reductase (NADP+) activity; triacylglycerol lipase activity. Gene Ontology annotation, biological process: triglyceride catabolic process; phosphatidic acid biosynthetic process. The transcript has 2 exons. Bases 1 to 900 code for a protein of 299 amino acids.